AUGCGAGCGUCUCGUUCAAGUGCUCAACUAAGGCCACGUAAGAAGAAAUUGCGAAACGCCUUUCUGGGGGUCUAUGCUGUUGACUUUACCUUCCCUCACGCGUUGGAGAAGGGCGAGAUAUGCAAUGGAACUGCUUUUAUCGCUCCAGGCAAGCAACUACUCUUUACCCGAAGACAUUCGACCGAUCGCAUCCAAACAUAUCUCGUUGGCCUCAACAAUUCCGAACGCGUAAUGACUGCCCGACGGCAUGGCGCAGAGGAUGAAAAGGCCAUCUUCUCAGAGCUCUUCGGCUCCGCUGGAUGGCGGUCAGGGGAGCUUAUCAAAGAGAUGAGGGACUCAUCCGACUUCUAUUGCAAGCACAUGGGCGUUGUCAGGUUAGACACUUGGUCCAAUGGAAGAGUCGGGCUUCUGGGUGACGCAGCCCACUGCCCUACAGCAACCCCGGGGAUGGGCACAAUCUCCAGCCUUGUCGGUGCGUACGUCUUGGCUGGCGAGAUCCAGAGACAUUGCCGCCGCGAUGCUAGAGCCAAGGAGAUAGUUCCCGAAGCUUUGCAUACUUACGAGGAGCGGUUCCGCCCUUUCAUGAAGACUGUUCAGGAUGGUAUUGAGAAAGACAAGACCUACUGGUACAAGAUGCCAUCAGGCCCGAUUUUGCUUAUGGCAUUGAACCUCUUCCUCGCCAUUGCUUCUUUCUUCAGAUUGGAUGUCCUUGCUAAAAAUACUAUGAGGGAGGAUACGGGUGACUGGAAACUUCCGGACUACGAAGGGAUGGAUCUGCGAAAGAAGAAAGAUUAA
Fusarium verticillioides 7600 is the source of this 795-nucleotide messenger RNA. RefSeq lists its product as hypothetical. The transcript has 2 exons. NCBI's taxonomy places the organism in Eukaryota, Fungi, Ascomycota, Sordariomycetes, Hypocreales, Nectriaceae. The record is from RefSeq and is a predicted model, not a curated record. Bases 1 to 795 code for a protein of 264 amino acids. Gene Ontology annotation, molecular function: FAD binding.